UGGAUGGUUGUUGUGAUUAAAUUAGUAUCAGAAUGAAUAUCAAAUCUGCUCCAAUCACUAUUAUUAUGUCAUCUACCUGCAGGGAGAAGCCGGCCAACCUGGAGUACCUGGUGAAUCGGGUUUACAAGGAAAAGACGGGAUGCCAGGGCUGCGGGGCGAGAAGGGAGAGCAUGGUGUUGUAGGAAUGAGAGGAAUCAAGGGUGACCGAGGACCCAAAGGUGCUUGUGGAAGUGAUGGACCAAAAGGAGAGAAGGGCGAUGCUGGUAUUCAUGGGCGAUCGGGCUUACCAGGACGAAAAGGUGAACAGGGGGAACUCGGACCUUCUGGGGUCCCAGGGACACCUGGAAAAGAGGGACUAGUCGGUCCCAAGGGUGACCGUGGAUUUGACGGCCUGGCGGGACCCAAGGGAACGCAGGGAGAGAAAGGUGAAAGGGGUCCUUCUGGCGUACCUGGUCCUCCUGGAUCCAGAGGAGUGGAUGGGGCCCCGGGCCUGAGUGGGACUCAGGGACCAGCUGGCGCUAAAGGCCCAGAGGGGCUCCAGGGACAAAAGGGAGAGAGAGGUCCAAUCGGUCCCUCCUUGGUCGGUCCACGUGGUAUCCCAGGGAUCCCAGGGGAGCGAGGAGAACAAGGAGAUCUGGGACCAGAUGGAGCCAAGGGAGACCGAGGAGAGCCAGGCAUGACGGAGUAUGAGGUCAGAGAGUAUGUUCGCACUGAGAUGAGUCAGCACUGUGCGUGCGGAGGUGAGUGAGCCAUUUGACUGCAGUAGUAGCGAGAAGGGUGGACAGAAGGGCCGUGAUGUCACAUGAGUCACAGCGAUACUACACCGCGCAUACUGCCGCACAGUCUGUAGUGAGAGAUAGACGGACUGAGAUGAGUCAGUCGCAUAUAUGUUUUUUUAAAUUACCUCAUUAGGCCUUUGCGUGUCCUUUAAAUGAUUAUAUAACAUCAUUCACAUAAAAAUAACAUAGUUACUACUAGUUACCUAUUAUUAUGUUCUAUAAUAUAUGACAUACUUGCUACAAUCACCGCCAAGGGAUAGCAUUAAACGUUUCAAUAACGGAUUAAUUCAAAGCUGUCAAGCAGCACUCACUAAACAUGCAGUGUUGCUGAUAAUAAGGCCAAAACAUAUCUCUUGUGUAUGUAUAAUUUAUUUUUACUAUUAUCCAAGAAGCAGUUGUUCAUAUAUCUUUCAUUAACAUACAAAUGAAUGAUGGUUCUCUGCUGCAGUCUUUAGUUGAAUCAGAUCGGAUUUGACUCGAGACACGAGUUCAAACAGCAACGACUUGAGUCGUUAAAGGAUUACAAUCAGUCUUUGGAAGAUUGCCUCAUGGUGACCCGUCUUUCAAAAACUGUAAAUCCUUUCAGCUGGUGUGUAUGCUGCAACGGUGGAAUGAUUUUUGUGGUGCUUUAGCUUUUUUUAUUGUUGUUGUCUGUCUGAAGGUUUUACUACCAGAAUGUUCUGUCAAUCUGUGUUUUCCAUCAUCUUAACGCUUAUCUGGUAC
This is a messenger RNA of Pungitius pungitius (ninespine stickleback), 1502 nucleotides long. Its product is annotated as collagen alpha-1(VII) chain-like. Gene Ontology annotation, cellular component: extracellular matrix. The record is from RefSeq and is a predicted model, not a curated record. The transcript is spliced from 11 exons. NCBI's taxonomy places the organism in Eukaryota, Metazoa, Chordata, Actinopteri, Perciformes, Gasterosteidae. The coding region runs from base 140 to 748 and encodes 202 amino acids.